AUGAAUAUCAUAUUGAUAUACCUGACAUUGGUAUCAAUAGCCCAGCUAUGCACGGGGCAGGACUACGGCACGCCAACUUACAACCCAGACGCCCCCGGCCCCACCAACGACUAUUCCAACCAGUAUGACAACCCUUACGAUCCGAACAGAAGGAACCCCAACAGGAAUCCGUAUGAUUUGAGCCAGUACGACACGAACCGUAACCAGUACGAUCCGAACCGGAACCAGUACGAUCCAAACCGGAACCAGUACGAUCCAAACCGGAACCAGUACAACCAGUAUGAAAAUCGAAAUGAUCAAACGUACGGGCAGAAUACUUAUAACUCCGAUAACACUCCAAGACCUUGGGACGGGAGCCGAAAUUACGGCACCUCGCUUAAAGUCUCUGAAUUAGAACAUGAUAGCGUCAUUAUUAACGAAGCCACAUAUUUCAUAGUGGCGUCCCGCAUGGUCCGUCCCGGCCAGGUUUACAAGAUCUCGGCCAACAUCUUACGAGCGCGUUUACAGAUGACCAUCCGCGCAUCUAUCUCACGCAACGGCGUUGAGGUCGCCGAUGUCAUCGAAAAGGUCAAAGAGGGAGUACCGGAGAUUUUGAACAUGCGUAUGCCGUUCACGACGGCGCCUGGAGACUACAAGCUACGCGUCGAGGGUCUGUACCUGGACGACCCGUUCGGUGGGCGGGCCUUCGUCAACGAGACGCAACUGACAUUCUCCAGCCGCUUCAUGACCAUAUUCAUACAGCUCGACAAGCCCGUCUAUAAGCAGGGACAAACUGUGAAAUUCCGAGUCAUACCAAUAAGUACAGAACUGAAGGCGUCCGGCCGAGCCAUCGAUGUCUAUAUCUUGGACCCCAAUGGACGGAUCAUGAAGCGGUGGCUGUCACGACAGAGCAACUUCGGUACUGUAAGCCUGCAGUACCAGAUGUCGGACCAACCGCAAUACGGCGAGUGGUCGGUACGCGUGGAAGCUCUUGGUCAAAUAGAGGUGGCGCAAUUCCUCGUUGAAGAGUACUACCAGACACGUUUCGAGGUGAACGUGACGAUGCCGGCGUUCUUCUUCGACACGGAGCCGUUCAUCCACGGGCGCGUGAUGGCGAACUACACGUCGGGCGCGCCCGUGCGCGGCAACCUCACGCUGAAGGCCACCGUGCGCCCCGUGCCGCAGUACCGGCCGCGCUACUUCACGCAGGGCCAGUUCAACAACCGCGGAGACCCGGCAGCGUACGGGCUCUACGCCACCACACAGUACACCAGGGUUCGUCAAAACUACAAUCCCUAUUUGUACAAUGAGAGCAUUCAGUAUGAGUACACGGACGGUCGAAAUGGGCCAGUUGAUGUGAGGCACCUGCCUGGGCAGCCAAACCAGAUUGACCAGCCAGAUUGGUGGUACGACCCACAAAAGGUCUACACAAGACUCUUUAAUUUCGAUGAAAAGUUCCCAUUCUGGAUGCCAAAACCAGACCCUGUUCAGAUUGCAAACCAAUACCAGGAUAACCCCAACUACAACACAUAUACAACUUCCACAUACAACAACUACUACAACGAUCCUUAUUAUAGCCGGUUGCCUUAUUUAAGAUAUUUCAACGGCACAUAUGACUUCAAAUUUCCCAUGUCGGAGCUGGCGCAACUUGUACCGAGUCUAGACGGAGUUGAAGUGAUUAUCACCGCGUCUGUGGGAGAUCCGUUUCUGGACGAAGUGAUAGAAGGUUAUAGCAUAGCAAGAAUUUUUAACUCUUCAUUGGCUGUCACGUUCCUGGGCGGAUCGGUACAAGUGUUUAAGCCUGCAAUGCCCUUCGAUAUUUAUAUGGCGGUGUCGUACCACGACGGGUCGCCGCUGCCGCGCUGGCAGGCGGCGGGCGUGUCGCUGGCGGUGGAGCUGCAGGUGGAGGGCCGCGGCGCCGCCAUCGAGCCGCAGCGACCGUCGCUCGCGCCCGGACACGAAGCCGUCUGGCACCUGCGCCUCGACCUCUACAAGCUGCUCAAGCUGGAGAAUGAUCCUAACUAUCGCGAAGUUCUGAACGGCAUAACGGGCGUGCGCGUGACGGCGCAGCUCGCAGAUGCGGUGGGCGGGCGCGCGGCGGCCGACGUGCACUUCGUGCCGCACUACAGCCCCAACAACCACCACUUGCGAGUUUCCACCAGCACCACCGACGCACGGGUCGGCGAAUACAUUAUAUUCCACGUGCAGAGUAAUUUCCACAUGGAGUCAUUCAACUAUAUUGUGAUGUCAAAGGGCAUCAUUCUGUCCAGUGGUCAAGAGCUAAUGCAGGAGGGCGUGCGCACGUUCGCGGUGGUGCUGGCGGCGGAGAUGGCGCCCGUGUGCACGCUGCUGGUGUGGGCCGCGCAGCGCCGCGGCCGCGUGCUGGCCGACUCGCUCACCUUCCCCGUCAACGGCAUCUCGCGCAACAACUUCACGGUGUUGAUCAACAACCGCAAGCACCGCAGCGGCGAGCGUGUGGAGGUGGCGAUCUACGGCGAGCCCGGCGCCUACGUGGGCCUGUCCGCCAUCGACGACGCCUUCUACACCAUGCAGGCCGGCAACGAGCUCACCUACGCCAAGGUGAUUUCGAAAAUGUCGCACUUCGACGAAGCAACUAACGGCACGUUUGCGUACACGUUCCGCUCCCACUUCGGCGACCCGGAUGAACUCGUCUACUUCCCCUCGUCCAGCUUCGGCAUUGACGCCAACAGGACCUUUGAGUACGCAGGGCUGGUGGUGUUCAGCGACGUGGAGAUCACGCGGCGGCCCAGCAGCUGCUCGGCGGCGCAGGGGCUGGCCGAGUGCCUGGACGGCGGCUGCUACCCGCUCGACAAGCGCUGCGACGCUGUAGCCGACUGCGCCGACCGCACCGACGAGGCCGGAUGUUCGCACGACGACGAGAAAUCGCUGCGGCACUUCCGCAAGUUCCGGUUCAACCGCGUGCUGCGGCAGUACGAGAACGCGUGGCUGUGGCGCGACGUGAACAUCGGGCCGCACGGCCGCUUCGUCUUCACCGAGGACGUGCCGCAGACGCCCGCGCGCUGGACCGUCUCCGCCUUCAGCAUGUCGCCCAGCUACGGCCUGGGCGUGCUGCCCAAGCCUGUGCGAUAUGAUGGUGUGCUGCCAUUCUUCAUCAAAGUGGAAGGUCCGGACCGCUGCAAGCAAGGCGAGCAGCUCGGCCUUCGCGUCGUAGUAUUCAACUACCAGCCGCAGGACAUUGAAGCUAUCGUCGUGCUGGCCGCCUCGCCCGACUACAAGUUUGUGCAUGUCGAGGAAAACGGCUUUGUGCGCUCGUACAACCCGCGCACGUCGUUCGGCGAGCACCAGUUCUUCGUGUACAUCGGCGCGGGCGACGCCGCCACCGUGUACGUGCCCGUGGUGGCGGCGCGCCUCGGCGAGCUGCACGUGCGCCUGCACGCCGCCACGCUCAUGGGCCAGCACCACUACGUCAAGAAGAUCCUCGUCGAGGCGGACGGAAUACCGCAGUAUCGUCACCAGUCAGUGCUUCUAGACCUGUCGAAUCGCGCCUAUGUGUUCCAGUACAUGCACGUGAAUGUCACGGAGACGCCUAUUAUUCCGUACGAAGUGGACCGUUACUACGUGUACGGGUCGAAUAAAGCGCGAGUUACAGUCGUCGGAGAUGUGGUAGGGCCGCUGUUCCCGACCAUGCCCGUUAACGCCACCAGUUUACUCGACUUACCUAUGGACUCGGCGGAGCAGAACAUGUUCAGCUUCGCGGCCAACAUGUACCUGACGCUGUACAUGCGCCUCACCAACCAGCGCAACCGCACGCUGGAGCGCGACGCCUUCGCGCACAUGAACGUGCUGUACCAGCGCCAGCUCUCCUUCAUGAAGCCCGACGGCUCCUUCAGCCUGUUCCGCAGCGACUGGAAUCAAUCUGCGUCAAGUGUGUGGCUGACGUCAUUUUGCGCCAAAAUAUUACAAGAAGCAUCCUUCAACGAAUGGGAGAAUUAUAUCUACAUUGACCCUGACCUAAUUUCAAUGGCGGUGUCCUGGAUAUUGGAGCAUCAGACCCCGGAAGGUGCAUUCUACGAGGUGACGUGGUCACCUGAUCGCAACGCCAACUCUUCUAUCUCCGUGAACGACUCGAUUAUACUACAACGUAACGUCACACUUACGGCCCAGGUCGUCAUCACCUUGGAAUCUGUCAAGAGUCUGAAAGACAUUGGAUUUAGAGAGGGUCUGAGCGCUCGGGUGGCCCAGGCGCAACGCAACGGCAUCCUAUGGUUGGAGAAGAACCUGAAGCUGCUGGAGGAGUACGGUUCGCCCUACUCGCUGGCGCUGGUCGCCUACGCGCUCACUUUCAGCAAGGCACCCAGCUCCGAGCACGCUUACCGACUGCUCAAACGGAAGCAGCGUUCCGAAGGUGGACUGGUGUACUGGGGCAUUGAGCCGGUUCCGCAGCCGCCGUUCAAGAUGGAGAACCAGAAGCCGUUCCUGCUGCCCCGGCUGCCGUACAAGUACGACUCCAACAACAUUGCGGCCACAGCGUAUGCGCUACUGACCUGCAUGGACCACCAGGACAACAACGAGCCCAUUGUCAUGUGGCUCAAUGCACAGAGACUGAAGGACGGCGGCUGGGCCUCCACGCAGGACACUUACAUCGCGUUGCGCGCCCUCAUCGAGUACACGAACCGCAAACGUCUGCGAGACGUGAGUGCGCUCAGCGUGGCCGUGGACGCCGUGGCGCUGCAUGGGCACACGCGCACGCUCACGUUGCGCAACGACAACCUGGCGCUCAUGCACAGCAUAGAGAUCCCGGAGGCGUGGGGCACGGUGAAGGUGACUGCCCGUGGCGCGGGGUACGCGCUGCUGCAGCUGUCGGUGCAGUACAACGUAGACGUGCCGCGCUUCCAGACGCCGCCGCCCCUGCGCGCCUUUGAGCUGCGCACGCAGGCUAGCUUCUACGGACGGAACCAGUCGCACGUCGAUUACCGCAGCUGCGCCAGCUGGACGCUGGUGUCGGAGUCGGUGCGGUCGGGCAUGGCGGUGCUGGAGGUGGGCGUGCCGACGGGCUACAUGGUGCAGCAGCAGCGCCUCGACGCCUACGUGCUGUCGCGCGCCGUGCCCACGCUGCAGCGCGCCAAGUACCAGCCCGACAAGAUACUCUUCUACUUCGACUACCUGGACCAGGAGCCCACGUGCAUAAACUUCACGAUCGAGCGGUGGUUCCCCGUGGCGAACAUGUCGCGGUACUUGCCAAUACGAGUCUACGACUUCUACGCACCAGAGCGGUUCAACGAGACGAUCUUCGACGCGCUGCCGACGUACCUGCUGAACAUCUGCGAGGUGUGCGGCUCGUCGCAGUGCCCCUACUGCGCCAUCUACAACGCGGCCGCGCGCCCCGCCGCUAGCGCCGUCCUGCUCGCACUCGCCGCCGCGCUCCUCGCACGCCUCGCAACCACGCUCCGCCAAACGCACUAG
Parnassius mnemosyne (clouded apollo) is the source of this 5424-nucleotide messenger RNA. Lineage: Eukaryota; Metazoa; Arthropoda; Insecta; Lepidoptera; Papilionidae. The record is from the annotation of a GenBank genome assembly.